UGCGUUUUAAAGAAAUACAGCGCAGUAGCUUGAGAAAUAUUGUGAGCAUUGGACGCAUUUAACGAUUGUGUAUUUCGCAACAAAAGGAUUAUAAUAUUUAAUUUUUUGCUGGUAACACCUUACUGUUUUUGAAAAUGAAAUUCCAAUAUAAAGAGGAGCACCCAUUCGAGAAGCGUAAGGCGGAGGGCGAUAAAAUCAGACGAAAAUAUCCGGAUCGAGUUCCUGUUAUCGUUGAAAAAGCUCCAAAAGCAAGAAUCGGUGACCUCGACAAGAAAAAAUAUCUAGUUCCGUCGGACUUGACCGUAGGCCAGUUUUAUUUCUUAAUUCGCAAACGUAUUCAUCUUAGACCCGAAGAUGCUCUGUUUUUCUUUGUGAACAACGUCAUUCCACCGACAUCCGCCACCAUGGGUUCCUUAUAUCAGGAACAUCAUGAAGAGGACUAUUUCUUGUAUAUCGCUUAUUCCGAUGAAAAUGUUUAUGGAAAUAACUAAACAAGUGGUGUGGUACCCAAGUCAUAGCGAUUUUUUUUAUUCCCAGUGGCAACCUAGUGGUGAACUCAGUUGCAACCUAUCUGCUGUCAAUUUUUUUUAUUCCACCAGUGCCCCAUGUCAGGGUGCUAUUGAGUGUGUGAGUAGAUGAACAUGACACCAAGUCAGGCAGUCUUGAUUUUUUUUAAUAUGAGUGAUAGGUCGUCACUGAGCCAGUGGAAUAAAAAAAACUGCUAUAAAUGACUGCUCUGGAAAUGUA
Uranotaenia lowii is the source of this 747-nucleotide messenger RNA. RefSeq names its product gamma-aminobutyric acid receptor-associated protein. The record is from RefSeq and is a predicted model, not a curated record. The coding region runs from base 135 to 491 and encodes 118 amino acids. Gene Ontology annotation, molecular function: ubiquitin protein ligase binding; GABA receptor binding. Gene Ontology annotation, cellular component: autophagosome membrane; autophagosome; cytosol. Gene Ontology annotation, biological process: autophagy of mitochondrion; cellular response to nitrogen starvation; macroautophagy. NCBI's taxonomy places the organism in Eukaryota, Metazoa, Arthropoda, Insecta, Diptera, Culicidae. The transcript is spliced from 3 exons.